CUUGAGUAACAUUCGGCAUCGCCGACUGCCAAGAAAAGACGCUUUGCUCUUAUGAUCGGUGAUGCUGGAGCACCGAUUACUAUUUCCACGAAGAGUCUUAAAGUCAAGUUAGCCAUCUCUUGUUCAAGAAGAAUUUAUGAGUUUCUGGGAGUUGAGAUUCUGGGCUAAUAAUGGGUGGCAAAGAAUUUGUCACGCUCUUCAUUGCAGUUUGCGCUAGCUUCCUAGCAUUAUACGAAACAAAAUCUAUUGGAAACAAGAGAAAGGCAAUGCAGCCAACAAAAAGAGGGGACGAGGAACUGAAACAUCACAAUUAUGAAGAAAUGACUAACUAUAUGAAAGACUGGGCCCAAAAAUGUUCAAAGAUUAGUCAUUUAAGUAGUAUUGGAAAAUCUGUAGAAGGCAGAGAGCUCUGGGUUUACGAGUUAAGUGAUAACCCAGGGAAACAUGAAGCAGGAGAACCCGAAGUUAAAUACAUAGCAAACAUGCACGGGAAUGAAGUGGUCGGGCGAGAGAUGUUGUUAAAGAUUAUUUCUGAUUUUUGUAAUGAAUACGAUCAUAAUCAGAGAAUACAGUUUCUUGUUGACAACACGCGGAUACUUCUCAUGCCCAGUAUGAAUCCGGACGGAUACGAGUUGGCAGAAGAAGGAAAAGGAGACUGGCUGGUCGGUCGGACAAAUGCGAACAGCGUUGACCUGAACCGCAAUUUCCCGGAUCAGUUUAUGAACACCCAGAAUGCUGCGACACAGCCAGAGACGCGAGCGAUUGAAGACUGGAUAAAGAAGAGCAAUAUAGUCCUAGCAGCUAAUCUACAUGGAGGAUCUUUGGUAGCCAACUAUCCAUUCGAUGACAGUGCGACAGGAGACAGUUCUUAUUCCCGAAGCCCUGAUGACGAUGUUUUCCGAUUUUUAGCGACAACAUAUGCUCAGACACAUCCGACAAUGCAUUUGGAUGACGCCCCUUGGGAAUGCACGGAUAUACCGGCGGAUCAUUUCAAAGGGGGCAUAACCAACGGUGCGAAUUGGUACAAUGUGGCAGGGGGCAUGCAAGAUUAUGACUACUUAAAUUCGAAUUGCAUGGAAAUCACAUUGGAGCUAGGGUGCAAGAAAUUUCCCGAUGCCAAAGAACUUCCUCGUUACUGGAACGAGAACAAGGAGCCUCUGAUAAAGUUCAUAGAACAGAAAUUAGUAGGCAUUGAAACUCACCAGCCGGUUCAUACAUUCUACAGUGCGAUCCUGAGGUCGCAGUUCGGGCCUAAUAUGUCUAAACUACUAAUACUUUUUAUACUGGCGGUUUCGCUCUGUAGGAUCCACGCAACACCACUGCGGGAGAAACGGAACGAUGCAGCAAACGCUGUACUGAAGCAUCACAAUUAUGAACAGCUGACGAGCUUUCUACAUGAUUGGCACAAAAGGUUUCCUCGCAUUACGCGACUUUACAGUGUAGGCCAAUCAAUCGAAAGGCGAGAACUUUGGGUUUUAGAAGUAACUGACAAUCCUGGCAAACAUGAACCCGGAGAGCCGGAGUUUAAAUAUGUAGCAAAUAUGCACGGAAACGAGGUUGUAGGCCGCGAAUUGUUGUUAGAACUAAUCAAAGAGUUCUGUUUAGGAUAUGGAAAGAACAAGCGGUAUACGUCUUUAGUUGAUAAUACCCGCAUGCAUUUCAUGCCGAGUAUGAACCCGGAUGGAUAUGAAAAUGCCACCAAAAACAGGGGUGACUGGUUGCAGGGUAGGAGUAAUGCCCAUCACGUCGACUUGAAUCGUAAUUUUCCGGACCAGUUUCUACCGGAUGAGAUCGGACCAAUGCAACCUGAGACAAAAGCAGUUGCAAGCUGGAUCCGGAAAAAUAAUUUCGUUCUCUCGGCAAAUUUGCAUGGAGGUUCCCUUGUAGCAAACUACCCCUACGACGAUAACCCUCAAAGUAAAACCGUUUACACAAAAAGUCCUGAUGAUGACGUCUUCAAGUUCCUGGCUCUAACAUACUCUGAUGCACACUCUACAAUGCAUUUGGAUAGGCCACCAUGGGAUUGCGAUGGAGUACCCCCGGAUCAUUUCAAUCAUGGAAUUACAAAUGGAGCUAAAUGGUACAAUGUAGCAGGGGGUAUGCAAGACUACAACUAUGUCCAUUCGAACUGUUUCGAAAUAACACUAGAGUUAGGGUGUGAUAAAUUUCCCGCAGAGGAAAAACUACCAAGGUACUGGAAUGAGAACAAAGAAGCAUUGGUGAAGUUCAUAGAACAGGUGCACCGUGGUGUGAAGGGCUUUGUGUUCGAUCAAAGUGGAGCUCCUCUUUCCAAAUCGAAGAUAACUGUGAGCGACCGAUCGCACGCAGUUCGAACUGGAGGUGAUGGCGAUUAUUGGAGGCUUCUUCUCCCAGGAGAAUACGAAGUACGUGCCUACAUGAAAGGAUACGAGCCAAUGACACACAAGGUCAAGGUCGUCGAAGGACCUCCAACCGUAUUGAAUUUUACACUCAAGAGAAGUGAGGUAGAGGAAGCCAGCGGACGGGGGAUGGAGCAGCAAGGAACACUGCUAAAUCAGAAGCCAGCCUCGAAUCCAACUGAAACCAACAACAACGAGCUGUUGCAACCAAAACUGCAAAAUCUUCUUCAAUCAAGCAGCGAGCCAUCUAUCCCAUUACUUUCGCAGUUUAACAGCGACGAAACAAGCAAUGCAAUGAUCGCACCUAACGAAGAUGAAUGGGGGGCUCCCGGCCAAAUGUCAAACACUUUUAACAGUAUAACCGAGCCGUUGGAUUACGGAGUGUCGGACACUGAUGCAAAACAACUUGAACAUCACCUCAAUCCAGAGAAGAAUAUCCUGGACAAUUUUGCCAUGGAUUCACCAUUUGAGCAACUGCUAUCAAACCACAAGUCAGCAUUUUAUGAUGACACGGAGAAGAUGUUUGAUGAGGACAAUGUAGAAAGAAACAAUUUCUUUGAAAAGAAGUUUGAUUAUGACAGUGACGAGGCUCACUAGAUCACUUUGGAGACGAAAAAGGCCAUCCUCAAAUAGACUGAAAAGUUUCAGAAUAGUUUUGUAAUUCGAAAUAUAAAAAAUGCAUGUAUUUAUUUAUCAUAAUGAAUAUUACCAUAACUAGGUGGAAUUUGGGGACUGGAUUUAAUGACUAAUUAAAGAUAGAAAGUAAAAGUAAAUAUCAAACCAUGUAACAAACAAAAAAUGAAAAGACUGGCAGGUCUGGUCGACACUUGUCUUUAUGUAGAUAAUGCAAUCUUUUAACAAUAAGCUUCAUCAGAGAGCAAUUGUUAAAACUGUGAAUGAUCGUGGCAGUAUCUUUGUACCAGAUGUCAAAAUAUAUAUAUAGAGAGAAUGUAUUUAUUUUAAGAAUAAAAGAAUGCAAAAGAAAAUAAAAAAAGAUGUUUAGCAAAUGAGUUCUUUGAAAUCUAUAUACUGGCUAGCUUUGCUUAGGGACAACUUCUUUGAUUAACCAUAUUUCCAGCGGUCAAACUGACCAAGGCAACACAGCUAUAUCAUAUUCUUAAUGACACCUUUCUUCUAGCAUUAAGACAAAACAACAACAACCAAUAAAGAUGUUUUCCGAAUUAACACAGUGGAUUCCAACUUAAUCGAAAAAGAACUUGUUUGAAAUUUCUGGUAAGGUUUUCCCUUUCCUUCAGCUACCACCUUUAAAGAGAUUAUAGAUGCUAAACGUUUAGGGGGGGGGGGGGCUUUAUAUGAACCCUGCCACAAUACUGAGCCUGAAAUGCAAAACAUUUUGCAUGAUUAAGGGGAUGUAGCCCCGAGUCGUUGUAUUUCCUACAAUAAUGAAAGAGAUGCGAUACCGUCAGUUAUUCGCACCUCUUUCUAUUCGAACCGCUUUCCUGUCCUCCUUGUAUUUUCACAGAGGUUGGAAUGAGAUUCAUUUCUAUGAUUCUGUGGUUCCCAUUUGCAGUUUGAAAGUAAUGACAACCAGGGGACAAUUAAAAUCAAAAGCUUCAAGAGAAUCAACGGACAAAUAUCUCAGUGUUCUAAAAAUAAUUUCAAAUUCAAUUUGAAUUGUAUCCAAGGUCAGAAGAGAAAUCGAUCGUGAUUGGUUGCCAAUUAAUAGCUGUUUAGGUCAGCCAGUUUUAUUUCCGUUCAAUUUUCUAAACAUUUCGAACAAUUAAGAGAAUAAGAAGUCAUCGAUAUAGAAUAUAAUGUGUGAAGUAAAGAAAACCACUCACACUUCAAAAAGCCGGCUGUGCACCAGUUUCGCCCAAUAUCAGGGCUCAUCAAUACAGCUAGACUGUCUCUAUGAGCUAGGCUGCACGAGGACCUAAAGCUGACCUAGAGCCAACAAUUAGGCCGUCAGUGGCAAUGCAUCUAGGAGGUAGUGUAGAAGGGAAUUGAAGUACACAUGUGUCUUAAAACUCGACAGUCUCUUUAAGCAAUAUCACCGAGAACCGCACCGCAAAGCAGUGCUGAGGUUUUGGGGGACUGUAAGCCCUGUACGCCCAUAAUAUAAUGCGUUGGCCAGAGAAACUUCGGAUGCUUUGUCUUGUCAGGAGCAUUUAGAACUCUAAUUGAGGCACAUCCUGGUUCCGCGUGAAAACUUAGGCAAGCUUAACCGAGAUCAAUUUCCAGUCAAAAAUUGAAUAAUUAUACAGCUAUAAGACCAAGGCAGAUACACUACCUCAAAUCGCAUACGGCAUGCAGAGAUAUAAAACUUACAGAAAUCCAUGCUACAUAAUUCUAAUCCAUUUUACUGCAUAUUAGGAAGAAACUACGCUGUUGAAUCGUCAUUCAAAAUGAAGAUCCACUUACAAAAGCAAGUCACACAAAACAAUUGUCAAAGCAAACGAAAUUUCUUCAAAAAAAUAUGGAACAAAAUACUAUUAAAACAAAAAGAAGAUACAAUAAAAGAAGGCAUAAAAGUCUCGAAUAAUAGCAAGAAUUGGGGCAUUGGAACUAAGUUGUUAUUGAUAAUUUACUCUUUAUUGCCCAUUUAUUCGUUUUUCCAUGAUUUUAUUUAGCAAAGUAUCACGUGUUUGCUCAUCUUCACUGAUAACGAGGCUACUGCGAAAACCCGAAUCAAAUAAUAAUUGCGUAUGGAACAUUGGGUUAAACUUAAACGAAAUAAGGCCUUAAAGAUUACAUAAAUAAUAAAUGAGCAUGACCAAGCAUAAAUAGAAUUUAAGAAAUAGUGUUUACGCAGCUAAAUUGUCGAUAGCAAUAAAUAUUGUUAUGUUUUCACUGAUUAUAUUUGUUAAGCAACUUGGAGUAGAGUUACACUUAGGCGAGAGCAGCAGAUAACAAUCCAACAACCAAAGUAACUCUCAUCAAAGAUUGGAUUGCAGUGGAAUUCAUCAAAUCCAUCAUACGUUGCAUUGCAUCAUUGUUGUAACCGACAGAACAGCCAUGCACACAACAUUUAGAGAAAUCGUUUAACAAAGAAAGGAAAGAGUUUGAGAAUACGCACAGGCUCCACUCUCUGGCUUUAUCUUGCAUUUUGAAUCAAACCUUCUUGGUCAUCGAUUACGAAAUUGAGCUGCGAAUAACAUAAGCGGAAAUUGGUCAAUAGGUCAUGAAGGAAUAUGGUUGAGCAUAAAAAGUAUCAUUUGAUAAGGCUUUACACCCUAUGACAGUUGUGAUGGGUAGGCGCAUAUGAUAUUUUAUUUUAUAUUGUACCAAAUAAAAAACAGCAAAUAAAGACAAAAUUACCACGUUUAUAGAAAUGCCACUGGUCUUAAAGGAACAGCACAAUAAAUGUAUACGGGAUGAUCUACAAUGCCUGCCAAAAGUACUUGGAACACCCGGCAAUUUACGCUGCAUUUGAUAUCUUUCAUUCCUUUCAUGAAAAAAAAUUACUACUUCUGCCCCUUCCCCCUAAAACAAUGUUGAUAAUUUAGAGAAAUAUCAUACGAGAAGCGCAAAAGAAAUUGCUUCCUAAAAUCCUAAUCCGUUUGAUAGUAAACCAACAUUGUUCCGUGGGGGAGAGGGGGAUGAUUGAUUUUGAGCUUGGAAAUUGACGUCAGUGUUCCAAGACUUUUGGCAGGCAUUGUAUCCCUGAAUUUGUAACAAGAAACCCCUUUUGAUUCAAAACUAUUUGAAAGAGGUCUCAACCGCUCAUCUUAGCCAGAACAUAAAAUUCACAUAUUGCUUAAUAAAACGACAUUCCGUUCAUAAAACACUGCUUUUUCUACCAGUGAAAUUCUAUCGUCUUUGACAAUUCUGCCGUAGACGUCACAUUCUCAGAAUACAUGCCAAGAGAAUGAAUGGUUACCAGAUCAUGCAGAAGCCAAGAGCAUUUCUGAACAAACCGGUAGGAUUAGAAUACACGUCUGAAUCUUUCAUUAACAGACACUUUUCUUUAGCAUACAUCUUCUAAACAACGAACAAACAGUUUCGUACCAAAAUUUUUUAGCUAUGACCAAAGCCUAUAGAAUUAACUUACGAACAAUGGUUACCUCUACCGAUGGGCAGUAUCUUGAGUAUAACAGGUAUUCGUUAUAUGGACUUUCUACUGUAAAAAAUUAGUAUACGAUGAUUAAAGCCCUGGUCAAACGAAUUAAACAUCGGCAUAAACCAUCAUCCAACAUUGUCGGAUAACAUUGUUUCAUUCGUUUGGCCACCAUGUUCUACGGUAUCUUACGAUGUUUUGUUAUGCUUUACGAAAUUUGAUUUCCAUCAAACAUUUCGUAAAACAUCUCAUUUGUUCCCAUGUUUUAUCAACAAUGUUGCGUUCGUUUGGCCAGCCUUUAAAACAUUUGUUUUACUCACGCAAGCGCAGUAUGUUGAGAUUCGGUAAAAACGCAGUAACUGUAGGAAACUGUGAGGCAGCGCUUGACCAUCACAGUUGUUUUGAAAUCUCUUUGGUUCCUUUAACCUAGUCAUAAAACAUCGUCCAACAAUGUUGUUACAACAAUGUUGGGUAAUGUUUUACAAAUGUCUGAGUCGUUUGUCCAGACCUUAAGUACCAGAAUACCUAUAAAAACUAUGGAUUCAUGCUUAUAUAUUUUACAUCUCAAUCUGUUUCGAUACCAUCUCAUUAUUAACUUGAAUAACUAUCCUCCACAUAUACAUUAGAAAUUAUAUCUUUGCAGUUUAUCAAAGGAUUAAAAACAAAACAUCACACCCAUUCUUAUUAGUGAUGAAGUUGAAAGCAUUGAAUUGAUUGCUGGUAAUUGAAUCUAGGCCUCGAAAUGCAUCCCAGCAACAAAUCCAGUACUUUACUUGCUGAAAAUCUUAAGAUGCCCGUAGUGAACUGAGACCAUUGUGAAAAAAUUAAAGGCUGUUAUUUCAAACAAACCUUUGUUAAAUUUCCUCGCAACCAAAAGUAUUAGUUCGAUAAAUAACAACACAGGUAUAAUCUUAAUAGAGCGGAGGAGAAUCUUGAAAACACAUCAAGGAGCGAUUAUUUUUUCUUUAAUAGACAAAUUCAUCCUUCAAUAGAUUUUUUGACGUACUUACUUCCGGGGUUUCUAUAGAAGUUAGCAAUUACUUUUGAUUCUUCCUUGAAAAAACAAUAUUUCAGGCUUCAGGAAUAUCACUGUUUACACAAACCAAUUACAGUUCCAACUGCACAAUGUCCAAACCAAACCCUCUCUGCUGUCACCAUUACGCAGAUAUCAUUAAGAUAAAAAUUCUUGAAUGAAAAUAUAAAAUACACUCAAGUUUUUUUAUUGAAUAGCGAUUUACUUUCUCACGUCACUGUUUAUCCAGUAUUCUUAAGUUUAAGAACAAAUGAUAGGUUAUUCAAUUUUGCGGGUGGGAAAAGAAGGUUUUAUUGGUUAUGUGUUACAUCGAUGAAUGCUUAACAAAUUCUAAACUGAUUACUUUUGGGAUUUUUCUGUAAAAAUGGAUAUUCAUGGAAGAUCGUUCAGCUACGGUACAUAUUAAAACGGUUUAUCACUUUUUUGCUCUUGAUGAAAAAAUAAAACGUCAGCAAAUCCUGAUUGGUUAACAAAAGUAAUCUGUAAACAUAGAAAAACCAAAAAGGAAGCAUUGGAGGAGAGUCCAACAAGAUACUAAAGCUAAAAAAUAAAAGCUGGAAAAGCAAAAAUUUAUAACUAAAUAUGCAUUAUGUUUUUUGAUCGUCAGUUUUAAGGGCUUAUUUCUUCCAGAAAGAAGUAGCAAUGAAUAACAAAUACACAAAUAAAAAAAUCAAACAAAAAAUU
This is a messenger RNA of Rhopilema esculentum, 8113 nucleotides long. The record is from RefSeq and is a predicted model, not a curated record. Lineage: Eukaryota; Metazoa; Cnidaria; Scyphozoa; Rhizostomeae; Rhizostomatidae.